This is a messenger RNA of Zychaea mexicana, 1483 nucleotides long. RefSeq lists its product as uncharacterized. The transcript has a single exon. Lineage: Eukaryota; Fungi; Mucoromycota; Mucoromycetes; Mucorales; Lichtheimiaceae. The record is from RefSeq and is a predicted model, not a curated record. Bases 397 to 1134 code for a protein of 245 amino acids.
CAAGUGGAAUGGUUCAAGUUGGAUGAAUUACCUGGUAUCAAGCCUGGAACUAAAGCCACCGGUCGAUUUUAUAUGGUUGUUCCAUUCGUAUGGUAAAUUGAGAACAAGCGAAAAAAAAAACAAAAAGAGAAAUAGAAGGGGAAAAGGGAAGUUUCUUGCACAAGAAGGUUAUUAAGUCUUUGAGUUAGCAAACUUAAAUCCGCAUUGCCGUUGAUUCGCAAGGAGUAUUAUCGAUCUAAAGGAGGAAAACCACCAAGAAAUCAUAACAAUAAUAACAGCAACAGCAACCACCAUCAUCAACAACAACAACAACAACAGCGAGAUCAUCAUCAUCCAAAAGCCUCCCGCAAUAACAAUAAGAAAUCCAACAACGGCAAAAAGGCAGCGCCGACGUCAAUGGUACCGCCUCCUUCACCUCCGCAAGAUACUACGGCUGCCACCACUAGUAGUAGCAGCAACAGCAGUAAUGCUACCCCUGAACCUUCAGUUGCCUUAAAGUCUCUUUUGGGCAUAUCCGCCGGUAUUGGUGGUAGCAAUAGCAGUAGCAGCAGCACCCCCGUCGCCGCGAACGCCAAGAUUAAUGCAACGUCGCCUCUCCCACCAGCUAAUAAAGCUGCAUCUUCUGCUGCUGCUGCUGCAACGGCAGUAGUAAAUAAAGAAGAACAGCAAGAACAGCAAUCAAAGGUAGCAGCAGCACCCGAGCCGUCAGUGGCCCUAAAAUCGUUGCUGGGAAUCCAAAAGCCAAGUUCUCCUGACGCAUCGCGAUCGGCAAGUAGCACGAGCACGAGCACGACGCCCGAACAGUCCGCGUCGACAGAAAACACGUUGCUUCAAAUGUUACAACGUGCACAGCCACUUACUGCGCCUCCGCCUUCUUCUGAUGCUUCUGCUACUACUCAGGAAAAACAGCAAGAAUUACAUCCAUUGUUACAAGUGUUCAAAGAUGCAGGACACGAGAUCAAAAACCUCAAUCCAUCACAACCACUUUCAACGCCAUCAAAAAUCCCGGCACCAGUAGCAACAGCAGCAUCACCUUCUACUACUACCAAUGCAGCAGAAUUGCACCCAUUGAUUGCGCUGCUGAAGAGUGCAGAAGUCAAAACCGAGGAACAGACGAUUGUGUCAACACCUUAAAUCUCGAUUAUUUGAAGAUUUGUUACACGGCAUUAAACCAGAAAAGGACUAUAUCUUCCCCACCAUCCUCAUUCCAUCCCCCAACUCUAUUUUCUAUCACCACUACAUCGUUACUGACUGUUAGCAUUACAACUCUCCCAAACUUAAAGGGUCGUUCAAAACACACCCCUCAGUGAUAGUAUGAUGUUACAUGUAUUUUAUAUACUUUGUAUGUGUUUAGUACAUGUAGAUGUUUCCAUCGAAUAUACGCUGUCCGAGAAUACAAUACAUAUAUUAUUUAUGAAAUACCAACAGAAAUAAAGACGAGGGAUGGUUUCUAUAUUUAAAAAACAGCUGGCAGGCGUGUGAU